AUGGGACAUAAUCAAUCAAAGCAUCCUGAGUUCCAUCGCGACAACCUAAAAAAAGAAGGCUACGUAAUCAUGGUCUCCAAAAGCAAAGAAAAGCGAAGGUGGCUUGUCCUUUCCGACAAAAAGCUCAGCUAUUCCUUAUCCCUUGGCACUCCUCCCAAAAAUUCCACCACAAUUAAUAAUAAAUUCAGAGUUACUUAUGAUAACAGCUCAGAGAACUCAAUUGAGUGCCAAGUCGUAAACAAAAAAGGGAAAACUCAGCAAUGGAUAAUUAAAUGCGAAACAGUCCAAGAAUACCGAGCCUGGAGCCUUAUAAUUAAGCACGCCCAAAGGCCGAACUGGGAUGAUCCUAGAGGAUCAAGCAGCUGUAAAAUCUGCAAUGGGAAAUUCACAGCUGUCACAAGGCAGCAUCAUUGUAGAAAAUGUGGGUUGGCUGUAUGCAAAAAAGACUCAAAGGAGCGUGAAAUCAUUCCUGAGCUAGGCUACAAUACAAAGGUAAGGGUGUGUAAAAAUUGCAUUGGAAAAAGGAGUAAUGAGACGCCAGAUCUUAAUAGUUAA
Molecule: messenger RNA, 555 nt
Organism: Blepharisma stoltei
Lineage: Eukaryota; Ciliophora; Heterotrichea; Heterotrichida; Blepharismidae
Source: the annotation of a GenBank genome assembly